Bufo gargarizans (Asiatic toad) is the source of this 832-nucleotide messenger RNA. It is a transcript of the gene FKBP3, whose product is annotated as FKBP prolyl isomerase 3. The transcript is spliced from 7 exons. Bases 45 to 722 code for a protein of 225 amino acids. The record is from RefSeq and is a predicted model, not a curated record. NCBI's taxonomy places the organism in Eukaryota, Metazoa, Chordata, Amphibia, Anura, Bufonidae. Gene Ontology annotation, molecular function: peptidyl-prolyl cis-trans isomerase activity.
UAAAGUUCGAUUGAAUUAAAGAAGAAAAAAAAAAAGCACGUGUGAUGGCAGCGGCGGGGGAGCCGGUGAGGGAGUGGAGCCGGGAGAAGCUGCAGAGCGAGGAGCUGCCCAAGAAGGACCUCAUCGCCUUCCUGCAGCAGCAUGCCUCCGAAUCGUUUCUUGCAGAACAUAAAUUACUUGGAAACAUAAAAAAUGUGGCGAAAACCGCAAAGAAAGAUCAGCUGAUCGCAGCCUACGAGAAGCUCUUUGAGUCUAAGCGCUUCAAAGGAAAGGACAGCGUGGAUUCCGCGACUAAAAACGUCAAAGAUCUCAAGGUCGAUGAUGGAAAAGCCGGCGAAACGACGGCAGAAGAAGUUGUGGAUGAGGGCCCCCCAAAAUACACCAAGUCCAUUCUGAAAAAGGGGGAUAAAACCAACUUCCCGAAGAAAGGGGACACUGUCCAGUGCUGGUACACCGGGACGCUGGAGGACGGCACCGUGUUCGAUUCCAAUAUCGCUACCAGUGCAAAGAAGAAGAAGGCUACCAAGCCUCUGAGCUUUAAAGUCGGCGUGGGUAAAGUUAUAAGAGGGUGGGAUGAAGCGCUUCUCACGAUGAGCAAAGGAGAAAAAGCCAAACUUGAAAUCCAACCAGAAUGGGCCUAUGGCAAGAAGGGGCAGCCUGAUGCCAAAAUCCCACCCAACGCGAAGCUCUUCUUUGAGGUUGAGCUGGUUGCUAUUGAAUGAAGAGCUUGCAGAAAUUUGCCCUCAAAACUGAAUGUGAAAGCCUUGUUUACAUAGGUGUUGGCAGCAGUUCUGUAAAUAAAGGAGACGUCUUCAGACUUCUGCUGACAGUU